Messenger RNA from Aspergillus niger, 975 nucleotides. RefSeq lists its product as uncharacterized. The record is from RefSeq and is a predicted model, not a curated record. The transcript has 4 exons. Gene Ontology annotation, molecular function: S-adenosylmethionine-dependent methyltransferase activity. NCBI's taxonomy places the organism in Eukaryota, Fungi, Ascomycota, Eurotiomycetes, Eurotiales, Aspergillaceae. The coding region runs from base 1 to 975 and encodes 324 amino acids.
AUGAAUAACAGUGGUGUGGGUUUAUCUGACCCAACAUUCCGAUACUACACUACUGGUCAAGCAACCCGGUAUGCUGAAAAUCGUCUGGGUUAUCCAGCUGAGCUAUAUGAUUUGGUUCUCCGAUAUCAUGCAGAGUCUAAUGGUAAUUUCAAAACUCUCCUGGAUGUUGGAUGUGGCCCAGGAAAUGCAACCCGUGACUUGGCUCCCCAUUUUGAAUGCGCGGUGGGGAUUGAUCCUGGGCUCGAGAUGAUCCAAACUGCGCAACGUCUAGGCGGUGUUACCAAAUCAAAUAGCCCCAUCGAGUUCCAAGUCUCGACUGCGGAGGAUUGUGCUAAAAUAGAUAACGUUCAUAACGGUGUGGAUUUAUUGGUUUCGGCAAUGGCAGCACAUUGGUUUUCGAUGGAGGAUUUCUGGAAAUCUGCUGCAAAGAUUGUGAAUCCAGGAGGCACUGUAGCUCUCUGGACAUGCGCUUCGUUGUACUGCCACCCAUCAACACCUCACGCGGCUGAAGUGCAAAACGCACUUUUCCAUCUCGAACGAGAUAUAUUGAAACCCUAUGAACUGCCUCCAAAUCGGCUCUCUAGUGAUCUGUACGAUAAUUUGGUUCUUCCGUGGCAUUUGGAUCCUCCUGUUACAGCAUUCCCAAUGAGUGAAUAUCGGCGUCUUGAAUGGGACCGCGGUGGGAUACUAUCCGAUGGAAAAGACUUUUUCAUUCGUGCAAAAGAAUCAUCACUGGAAGGAUUAGGAGCUAGCUUAGGCACUGCAAGUAUGGUCACAAGAUGGAGAGCAGCUCAUCCAGAGGAGGCGGGCACAGCUAAGGACUGCGUGAAUCUUACUCUCGCUGAGAUUAAGAAAGCUUUGGGAGAUAACUGGUGUGGAGAACUCAAACUGGGGCAUUCAACUGUCAUUCUCCUCUUUAAAAGGAGUCAAGAUCGCGCAAAAAUGCCUUCUAUCAAUCCUAACGCACAAAUCUAA